This is a messenger RNA of Athene cunicularia (burrowing owl), 2768 nucleotides long. It is a transcript of the gene CHM, whose product is annotated as CHM, Rab escort protein 1. Gene Ontology annotation, molecular function: GDP-dissociation inhibitor activity. Gene Ontology annotation, biological process: protein geranylgeranylation; small GTPase-mediated signal transduction; vesicle-mediated transport. Bases 578 to 2536 code for a protein of 652 amino acids. Gene Ontology annotation, cellular component: cytoplasm; Rab-protein geranylgeranyltransferase complex; nucleus. The transcript is spliced from 15 exons. The record is from RefSeq and is a predicted model, not a curated record. Lineage: Eukaryota; Metazoa; Chordata; Aves; Strigiformes; Strigidae.
UGUUUCCAAAUAGGAUCAAUUAAUAAAAAAAAAAUAUAGUUCUCUGUUAUUGAAUAAUCUGAAGGGAACCUAUUUUUCACAGCUCUGUGAGCAUCCGGUAGGAGAAAGUUCACCUUCACAUGCUGUCAUUAAAUAAAUCUCCACCAUUUCUCUGAGGAGACUUUUCCGAGUUAGUUUUUUUUUCUUAGGCAGAGAGCAACUAUCUAUAACUAUAUUAUAAUGGUCUGUUUACCAGAGCCUUUCUUGGCAAAGGCUUUUGUAAAGUAAUCGUCAUGCAGUACAGAUCAAAUGGAGGAGUAACUUGAAUUUGACAAAGCCACCUAUUUUCCAUGUGCUUUUAUUUCUGUUGGAGAAGAGAAUUCAGAAUCUUUUGCCAAGGCACAGUGUUAUUUCUUUGGUUUACUGAGGUUUUGUCACCUAAGAAUAUAUGGUGUCUUGCUCCAUCAAGUUGUUGUAAGAUCCUCUCCAAAAGCUAAAAUGCAUGGGCCUUGCCUUUCUUACACUUUCUCAUUCUGUUGCCAGUGGGUACUCCGGGGGCCACAGUAUCUUACAAGCAAAGGGUUGGUGAAGAAAAUUGAUGCCCGCUUUCAAGAGCGAGGAAGCUAAUUCGGGGAACAAUUUCAUCCAAGGUUUGCCUGAAUCUAUUAUUGCAGCAGCAUGUGCCAGAAGUGGCCAGAGAGUUCUUCACGUUGAUUCAAAAAAUUACUAUGGUGGAAACUGGGCCAGCUUUAGUUUUUCAGGACUGUUGUCCUGGAUUAAAGAAAAUCAGACAGAUACCGAUGAAUGUGAAGACUGGAAAAAACUGAUCCUGGAGAAUGAAGAAGUUAUUCCUAUUAGCAAGAAGGAUAAAACUAUUCAACAUGUCGAAGAUUUCUGUUUUGGCGAUCAGGAUUCAGCUGAAGAUGUUGAAGAAGCUGGUGCAUUGCCAAAGAUGCCUGUCUUUGGAGCCCCUGGUGUUGAGGGGGUUGCUCAGGAACCGGAGAAGGAGUGCCCACCAGUGGAGAGUGCCUUGCUGGAGGCUGAGAACCAGGAGCCAGACAAGGCUGCAGGCACGGAGCCAGCAAGUGCAACGGAAGGGCGUGAUGCAGACAUAACCUCUGAGAAUGAGAGUUCUCCUAGUACAGCUUCAGGAGAGCCUGCUCUGGAAUUGGGAAAGACUGAAGUGGCACCCUCAGAAAUUUCUGCCCAAGAACCAAAGAAAAUUACGUAUUCCCAAAUUGUUAGAGAAGGCAGAAGGUUUAAUAUUGAUUUAGUUUCCAAGUUGCUUUACGCCCGAGGUCUGUUAAUUGACCUUCUGAUCAAAUCGAACGUUAGCAGAUAUGCAGAGUUUAAAAACGCAACACGAAUUCUUGCCUUUCGAGAAGGAAAAGUAGAACAGGUACCUUGUUCUAGAGCAGAUGUCUUCAACAGCAGACAGCUCACUAUGGUAGAAAAGAGAAUGCUAAUGAAAUUUCUGACAUUUUGUUUGGAAUAUGAACAACACCCUGAUGAAUACCAAGACUACGAGAACAGUACAUUUGCUCAGUUCUUAAGAACACAGAAGUUAACACCCAGCUUGCAGCACUUCAUUCUUCACUCUAUUGCAAUGGUUUCAGAGACUGAUAGCAGCACUCUUGAAGGUCUUCAGGCAACAAAAAAAUUUCUUCAGUGCCUUGGCCGCUAUGGCAAUACACCAUUUCUGUUUCCUCUGUAUGGUCAAGGAGAGAUCCCACAGUGUUUCUGCAGGAUGUGUGCUGUAUUUGGUGGCAUCUAUUGUCUUCGCCAUUCUGUGCGGUGCCUUGUAGUGGACAAAGAAUCUGGACGUUGCAAAGCUAUUGUGGAUCAUUUUGGCCAAAGAAUAAGUGCUAACUAUUUUAUUGUGGAAGAUAGUUACCUUUCAGAGAGCGUAUGCACAAAAGUGUGUUACAGGCAGAUCUCCAGAGCAGUUCUCAUUACAGAUCAGUCUGUACUAAACACGGAUUCAGAGCAACAGGUUUCCGUUUUGACAGUGCCUCCAGUGGAUCCGGGAAAACCAGCAGUUUGUGUCAUAGAGUUGUGUUCCUCCACCAUGACGUGCAUGAAGGACACGUAUUUAGUCCAUUUGACCUGUCCAUCAACUAAAACUGCUAGGGAAGAUUUAGAGCCUGUUGUACAGAAGUUAUUCAACCUAAAUCCAGAAAAAGAGGCUGAAAAUGAAGAACAGGAAAAACCUAGAGUUCUCUGGGCAGUCUACUUCAACAUGAGAGAUUCUUCAGGAGUUGAGAAAAGUUCAUAUGAUGGCUUACCCUCAAAUGUUUAUGUCUGUUCUGGACCAGACUCUGCUUUAGGAAACGACUGUGCUGUCAAACAGGCUGAGACCAUUUUCCAAGAAAUGUUUCCUACAGAGGAAUUUUGCCCACCGCCACCGAAUCCAGAAGAUAUUAUUUACGAUGAAGAUGAGAUUGUGCCAGAAGAGUCUGGAUUCAGUAAUUCACCAGAGACAAAACCUGAAUCCGCAACCGAGGAAAGCAGUAGUGGAGAUAGUGCUGCUGUUAAGAAGGAAGAUAAUGAAGGAUGAAUUAACACUCUUCUCUUAGCAGAAGAUAAGGUUGACCCAAACUAAAAUGUAAGGGAGGAAGGGUAAGAAAAAGAGGUUUAAAAAACCCAUAGCCGUAUUAUUUGCAAUUGCCUUAUUUUCCUUAGCUUGAAUAAUCUUUCUUCAUCAAAUAGUGUUAUUGAUAGCUGAGACAUUUCUAAAUAGUCAUAAGUCUACCAGAUCCAGGGGUAUGUGUAGCUGAACAAAAAAAUAG